Messenger RNA from Hemicordylus capensis (graceful crag lizard), 2397 nucleotides. Its product is annotated as vomeronasal type-2 receptor 26-like. The record is from RefSeq and is a predicted model, not a curated record. Gene Ontology annotation, biological process: G protein-coupled receptor signaling pathway. NCBI's taxonomy places the organism in Eukaryota, Metazoa, Chordata, Lepidosauria, Squamata, Cordylidae. The transcript has 6 exons. Bases 40 to 2397 code for a protein of 785 amino acids. Gene Ontology annotation, molecular function: G protein-coupled receptor activity. Gene Ontology annotation, cellular component: membrane.
CAGUCAGGUGACCUCAUUAUUGCUGGCAUUAUAUCUCAGAUGUACAUCAAUUCUGACCUGAUGACAUUCAGACAACAUCCAUUUGAGGAACUGAUUGACGAAUUCAUCUAUUUCAGUGCAAGUUGGACCUAUCGUGCUUUAAUAGAACUUCUCUCCACAAGGGAAAUGUGUAUCCCUAAUUACAAGUGUGAUGCCCAGAACUAUCCAGUAGCAGUCAUCGGAGGACCUAACUCCGACAUCGCUCUCCACAUGGCAACCAACCUGUGCCUCUACAAGAUCCCACAGCUCACAUAUGGCUCUUCUUCAUCAGUGAUGAAUAGCAACUUCCAGGCUGUUUUCUCCCACUGGAUGUUCCCAAACGAAGCCCAUCAAUAUAUGGGGAUUCUCCAGCUUCUGCUGCAUUUCAAGUGGAUAUGGGUUGGGGUGAUUUCCCAGAAUGAUGACCAUGCAGAGAGGUUUGUACAGGCCCUGUUUCCCAUGCUUUCCCAAAAAGGAAUCUGUUUUGAUUUCAUUGCAAAGUUUCCCCAAAGAACAUUUUCUAAUGCUGUUACUGGAAUGGUGGCAGAAGGAAUUGAAACUUUCCGUACUGUUAUGGAAAGUACUGUCAACUCAUUGAUUGUACAUGGUGAAAUUCAAAGCAUGAUGGUCUUAAGAAUGUUGUUCCACCUCUCAAAAUUUGAGGGUAUACCAGUGAAGACAAAAGUAUGGAUCAUGACUGCCCAGAUGGACUUCACAUCGCUUCCCUUUCAAAGAUCUUUGGACAUAGACUUCAUGCAUGGUACUCUGUCUUUUGCACUUCCAUCCAAGGAGGUGAAAGGGUUUCAGAAAUUUCUUCGGAUAAGAAACCCAACAUUGAAUCAAGAAGAUGGAUUUAUCAAGGUUUUCUGGCAAGAGGCAUUUCAGUGUUCAAUUCCUAGCUCCAGGGUAGACCACACUGGUGGGAAAAUCUGCACUGGGGAGGAGAAGUUGGAAACUCUUCCUGGGUCUUUUUUUGAAAUGAGCAUGACCGGUCACAGCUACAGUGUCUACAAUGCUGUUUAUGCUGUGGCACAUGCAUUGCAAGCCAUGCAUUCAUCCCAAUUCAAACACAAAACAAAGGUCAAUGGAGGGACAUGGAAGCUUCUGAUUAAGCAGCCAUGGAAGCUCCAACACCUCCUGAGAAGUGUUACUUUUAAUAAUAGUGCCGGAGAAAUUGUUUCCUUUGAUCCAAAUGGGGAGUUAUUAUCUGGAUUGGAUCUUAUAAACUGGGUCACAUUCCCAAACCAAUCCUUUCUAAGGGUCAAGGUUGGAAAAAUAAAUCCGCAGGCACCCCUAGACAACGUGCUCACCAUUCAUGAGGAUUCCAUCCUAUGGCCCACUAGGUUUAAUCAGGUGCGACCUCUUUCAAUAUGCAAUGACCAUUGCCACUCUGGUUAUCUUAGAACCAAGAAGGAAGGGAAGCCAUUUUGCUGUUAUGAUUGUCUUCCAUGUCCGGAAGGGAAGAUUUCAGUCCAGAAAGACAUGGAUAACUGUUUUCAGUGUGCUGGAGACCAUUAUCCAAACAAUGACCGAAAUGUAUGCAUUCCAAAAGUGAUAACGUUCUUGUCAUUUGAAGAAACUUUGGGGAUCAGUUUGGCUACUUUUGCUCUUUCCUUUUCUUUCAUCACAGUUUUGGUGCUUUGGAUCUUCAUUAAGCACAAAGACACUCCUAUUGUCAAAGCUAACAACCGGAGCCUCACCUAUACUCUUCUCAUCUCCCUUCUGCUCUCCUUCCUUUGUGCUUUGCCAUUCAUUGGCCAGCCUGAGAAAUUGUCAUGUUUCCUUCGGCAAACGGCUUUUGGCAUCAUCUUCACAGUGGCAGUUUCAAGUGUGUUGGCUAAAACUAUCAUUGUGGUUCUUGCUUUCAUGGCCACCAAGCCAGGGUCCAGCAUGAGGAAAUGGGUGGGGAGACGACUAGCCUACUCUAUAGUUCUUUCCAGUUUCCUUGUUCAAAGCACAAUAUGUACAGUGUGGCUGUCAACCUCUCCCCCAUUCCCAGAUCUUGAUAUGUACUCAGUUACUGAAGAAAUAAUCUUAGAAUGUAAUGAAGGUUCAACUAUGAUGUUUUACGUUGUCCUGGGCUUUAUGGGGUUCCUAGCCAUUGUCAGCUUCCUUGUGGCUUUCCUAGCAAGGAAGUUACCUGACAGUUUUAAUGAAGCCAAGUUUAUCACAUUUAGCAUGUUGGUCUUUUGCAGUGUUUGGCUAUCCUUUGUUCCAACCUACUUGAGCACAAGAGGAAAAUACAUGGUGGUUGUAGAGAUCUUUUCCAUCUUGGCUUCCAGUGCUGGGUUGCUGGGCUGUAUCUUUUCCCCCAAAUGCUACAUCCUUGUGCUGAGGCCUCAAUUAAACAAAAGGGAGCUGCUAAUAAAGAAAAAUUGA